UUUGAUUGUGUUUGUGUCAGGUUUUCUCCAGAGAACACAGAGCUGCUGACCACAUUAGGACUGCUGUACAUGCAGUUUGGGAAGUAUCAGAAAGCUUUCGAGCAUCUGGGAAACGCUCUGACCUAUGACCCCAAUAACUUUAAGGCCAUCCUUGCGGCUGGCAGUAUGAUGCAGACUCAUGGAGAUUAUGACGUGGCCAUGAACAAGUAUCGUGUGGCGGCAUACGCUGUCCCCGAGAGCCCACCUCUCUGGAAUAACAUCGGCAUGUGCUUCUUCGGCAAAAAGAAAUACGUCGCUGCCAUCAGCUGUCUGAAGAGAGCGAAUUAUCUGUCUCCGUUUGACUGGAAGAUUUUGUAUAAUCUGGGUUUGGUUCACCUCACCAUGCAGCAGUUCGCUUCCGCUUUCCACUUUCUGAGCGCCGCCAUCAACCUGCGGCCACGCAUGAGUGAACUAUACAUGCUGCUUGCCG
Danio rerio (zebrafish) is the source of this 469-nucleotide messenger RNA. Lineage: Eukaryota; Metazoa; Chordata; Actinopteri; Cypriniformes; Danionidae. The record is from RefSeq and is a predicted model, not a curated record.